CGACGCUGUCCGGAAGUGGAGGGAAGUGGAGGGGGGAGAGGAGGAGGGCGGUGCUGGGCAGCGUCAUCGAGGGGGGCCGGGGCGCCGCCAUGGAGAGCGGCGGGCAGGAUAUCAACCUUAACUCUCCCAACAAAGGGCUGCUGGUGAACGCCAUGACAGAUGUCCCUGUGGAUAGCGCGGCUGCGGCCAGGACCUCAGCACCCGAGGGGCUGACGCUUGCCGAAGAAGAGGAGUUGAGAUCCGAGCUCGCCAAGGUGGAAGAAGAGAUUGGCACUCUCAGGCAAGUCCUGGCUGCGAAGGAGAGGCACUGCGGAGAGCUGAAGAGGAAGCUGGGUUUGACUCCCUUGGAUGGGCUAAAGCAAAACCUGUCUAAAAGCUGGCACGAUGUCCAAGUCUCCAAUGCUUAUGUGAAAACAUCUGAGAAACUUGGAGAGUGGAAUGACAAAGUGACACAGUCUGACUUAUAUCUUUCAGCCAGCAGCACACUGGAGGACUGGAAUGAAAAAUUAACUCAAUCAGAAGCUUAUAAGAAGACCCAGGAAACCCUUUCCCAGGCAGGACAGAAGACUUCAGCAGCCCUUUCCAAUGUCGGUUCUGUUAUCAGCAGGAAACUUGGUGACAUGAGGGAAUUUCCUCUUCCACUGUGGCUGGGAGUAUCCAAGUGGGCUCACCCCUUCUCGCAUUCCUUUAGCAGUUACUCCAUCCGCCACUCGAUAAGUAUGCCGGCGAUGAGGAAUUCUGCAACCUUCAAGUCAUUUGAAGAUAGAGUUGGGACCAUAAAGUCCAGAGUGGUGGGCAGCAGGGAAAAUAGCAUCGACAGCCUCCACUCCCCCUCUGGAGCGGGAGACAAGCCUCCACAUGACAAUGCUCCUUUCUAGACCUGCAUUGUGGCUUUGCACGGCUGUGCACAACCGUAAGAGCGAGCCCCCUCCCUCCCAAAUCUUCACAACAGCAACGACAUGCGAAUCCACGAAGGGGCUGAGUGCCAUUCUGGAGAGAUCCAUCCUUCAUUCAUAGACACUGCUGCUGGAUCUGAGACAAAUAAAGAGAAUGCAAAGUUUUGUAUACAAAUAAUAUUUUACACUAAAGUUUGUAGAUUAAAUGUAUCACUGCUAUCCUUUCGGGAGAGCAUGCAAGAUGGAGUUUCCUUAACGUAGCUCAGAAAUGCCUCUGGUAAAGAUAAAAACAUUUUUCCUUUGUUUGACAUAACUUGGAACGGAUACAUCGCCCUGAGCAGCGUGAGGAGGGCAGUUCUUGGAGAAGCCAAGUGCAUGGGCAUUGUAGCUUCAGCUCCUCGCUGCAUUCUGUGUGCCGGGCAGGCUGUGCAGCUGCUCUCUCAGCUCCCAGGCUUCUCCCAUUACUGGUUUCCCUGGCUCUCACUGCUAAAGAGAGCAAGCGUUAGGGUUUUUUCUGGGCUUUCACAAGGGAAACUUCAUGCAGCAGCUGCCUCGUUGUUACACUAAUGCUCUAGCUUUAACAAAACUAAAAUCUUUAUUUUUAAAUGCAAUGAACUUUAAAGAAAUAAAGCUUACAAAAAAAAAAACCACAGAAAAACAGAAGCUUUGGCAUCAUAUUAGGGCGAUGCUCCCUUGGACUCUGAGACUGAAUUGCAAGCCUUACAUCACCUGAUGCUUUACUUGUUUCUGGUUUUGUUCUGUAGAGAUGACUGCAAGGGUUCUACAGCUGGAUGUUGAGUGCUGGAGUUUUGCAUCGUACAGUCAUAGCAGCAUGCUUGUAAGCCAAUUCUUGUGUUAAAUUCAGUGACGCACUCUGUUUCCCGAGUGUAUGAAACUUGCUUCUCCCUUCUGAGUUUAUGCCUUCAUUCUUGGAGGAGGAAUUUCUGAAGGCUGCUAGCAACAGGGCCAGGUUUUAAAGGUUUUAAAGGUCACAGCCGUCCCUGGCGCUGCAGCCGCUGUGCUGGAGGGGCUCUGCCCCACUCUUCUCCAUGGGCCCCUCCGUCUGGUACCUCUGACUGUGACUGGAUGGGUUUUUUCAGUUGAAAGCCCCAGCCCUAAUCUAGGUUUACAAAACUGGCAGAGUCACGGAGCUGAACCAGUCCCCUCAAGGGCUGGGUGUUUCGCUCUUUUGAUGCCCAACUUCAUUGCUCAGGAGCUGAACAAUUCCAAGUUUUCUUCUAAAGGCUUGAUUUUAUUCUAGGUGAGGUGCCUCCACGUAGAAAUACCUAGGGUGAGCAACUCUGUGCCUUAGAGGCCAAGUGGGACUUACUCAGGUUUUGCUGUGUACAUAUCUGGGUAGUUGUAGUGGUUUAUCACCCUGGGGGGACGGAACCACCUCUGACCCUUCUUUAGAGAAGCAAGUUUUGACACUUACCCACAGAUUAAUCCCUGUUUAAUCACUCCCUUCCCUCCACAGACCUGGGGACAAGAUGAGAUGUUAGAAGAUAGAUGUACUAGGCAGUAGGGGAGUAGAGUGGUUUACUGGCACUCUGUGUUUGAAACUGGCCUCCCUACGCAAAGCAGAGCCAGUGAAAUGGUGAAAUGGGGUUUGCUGGGGCUGGGGUAUUGAACUGUUUAUACACAUAAAUAGUGAGGAAACUUGUCAAUAAAACGUUCCUUUGGGAAUAAACAGGUG
Cuculus canorus (common cuckoo) is the source of this 2592-nucleotide messenger RNA. RefSeq names its product TPD52 like 2 (gene TPD52L2). The record is from RefSeq and is a predicted model, not a curated record. Gene Ontology annotation, cellular component: cytoplasm. NCBI's taxonomy places the organism in Eukaryota, Metazoa, Chordata, Aves, Cuculiformes, Cuculidae. The transcript has 11 exons. Bases 90 to 878 code for a protein of 262 amino acids.